Molecule: messenger RNA, 6164 nt
Organism: Mercenaria mercenaria
Lineage: Eukaryota; Metazoa; Mollusca; Bivalvia; Venerida; Veneridae
Product: basic immunoglobulin-like variable motif-containing protein
Exons: 10
Coding region: 165-2129 (654 amino acids)
Biological process (GO): nucleotide-excision repair
Cellular component (GO): nucleus
Molecular function (GO): DNA endonuclease activity; single-stranded DNA binding
Source: RefSeq, a predicted model, not a curated record
UGUAAAUUAUACAUCACAGGAGUUUAGCUGAAUGGUUUCGACGAUCAAUGAAAAUCUCUGAAAACUGCAGAAAAUGCUUGAUUACUCAUGUAAAGUGUAUCAGAUUCGAAGACCGUCAAGUGAGGUUUAUAAGAUAUAUCUGACAAUACAUCACUGGAUUUGUCAUGGGGAACAUCCUAGGAAAGGUCUUACCAGUAUCAUACUACUCACAUAGGGGAGAUAACUAUAGACACAAGUCAGAAGAAACAAGUUCAGCACAACAUGGCCAUGUAGACAGUAAAGCAAUAAACGAUGCUACACAAGAAAGUUCAAAUCAUACAUUCAGGGGAGGUAAUGAAGGUACUUCAGUGGAUGAAGUUGUUCUUCCUGUAUCCGAUAUACAUGUUAUUCUAGAGAUCCUUGAAACUGUUAGGCAAGGAAAGCUUCAAGAUGUGUGUCACAGAGUGAAGUCGCUGGAUCAAACAGAAGGUUACUGGAGAGGGACAGGAGUGUAUAAGAAAGUUCCUCUUGAAGAGAACAAAUCAGACAUAGAUGCUAACACACAGGAUGCAAAUUCUGAAAAAGAUGCUGAUGGUGAUGUCAAAGAAGAAUUAGUUUCUAACGAGGCAUCUUUGAAAGAUGAUAACAAAGGCAAAGAGCUUGACCACAUUGGUGACAAGCUAAGUGAACUAAGUGAUCAAGAGACUGAUGUGUUACAAGCUCUUAGAAAUACUGGAGAAAAUGUCACAGAAGGAGUUGAAUCUUUCAAAAGUGCAACAAAAGAUCGCCUUAAAAAAGUGACAUGGGAAAUGACCGAUGCUGAAAACACUAUUAAUGAAGACAAAGCCGAGAGGUUGCAUAGUUUAUCUUUAAAAAGUGAUGAUGACAGACCAAAUAAUUUAGAUCUGAAUUUAAAUGAAAAAAUUCCAGAAAUUAAGAAAUUCUUGCCAGGUGAUAGUAGUAGUGAAGAUGAGUCACCAUUAGCAACAGAAGCAACAAACUCUGGAAAAGCUGGUGCAUCAUGGGAUAUUGAUAUUACCGCUGGUACAUCUGGGUCCAGUAAACCUAGCAAAAGGUUGCAGGCUUUGAAGCGAGCUAGAACACAAGGCUGUGGGGAGAGAUACGUUCCUCCAAAGGUUAUGGUUUCAGCAAAUCAGAUUGCACAAAGAAAAGUUCUUGAUUUGAAAAGAUGGUAUUGCAUGAGUAGACCCCAGUACAAGACAUCCUGUGGAAUAUCUUCUCUAGUGUCCUGCUGGAACUAUUUGUUUAGUACACUGGGACACGGCAAUUUACAUCCAAUCACCCAGGAGGAAGCUUUGACUACAUUGACAUUUAAACCACCAUUCAGUGACAUCAGAUUUGGACCAUUUACUGGGAAUGCUACACUGAUGAGAUGGUUUCGACAUUUGAAUGACCAUUAUAAGGUGAGAGGUAGGUGCCUGUAUGUGUACAAACCACAUGGUAAAAAUAAAACAGUAGGCGUGACAGCCGAGGAUGCCCUAGCAACUGUAAAGAAGGGGCUGAAUGAUCCAAAUACCACAUACAUCUACCACUGCCAGAACCAUUAUUUCUGUCCUAUAGGGUUUGAAGAUGUGCCUCAGUCUCCUACACAAGCUUAUAGUGGUCCAGCAGAUAAUGCUGAUACCUGGAUAUUAAUUGGAGAUCCUAGUCGUAAACAUCCCAGUGUUCAUUGUAAAAGAUGGGAAGAUAUAGUAACUGAUUUAAACUGCCAAAGUCCCGAGUACUUGGAUAUCCGUAGGCUUGAUAAAGGUUUGCAGAAGAGGAAUACCAAAAAGACUGGAGGGAACCUGCACUGCAUCAUGGCAUUCCAGAGAAGUCCAUUUAUGAACACGAGGAGAACCAACAUACCAGUGUUGUCCAGCCGAACUCUCAGUCCCUCUGGAAGGUGUGGGCACGAGUCUCGUGGACACAGCCCAGGGAGGAUUCACAACCAUGUUAGAGUAGAAAGAACUGUUAGUCCGGUGAGAAAAUCUCCAACGAGUCCUGCCAGUCCAGUAGAGGAAAGAGAUGUGCACAGACAUCCAGAGAUUGAGGCCAGGUAUGAACUUUUUGCACCGGAAGAUGAUGAGGAUGAUGAAGGGAUGUGUGAUGACAGUACAACUAGUUCUGAAGUCAGUGCCCUUCUGUAAACUGGGAACCAGCCAAGGAAAUAUUGGGAAAUCUUGAAUAAACAUUUGCUGGGUGGUUUCUGGCUUCAAAAUACAUUCCACUACAGACUGAAAUAAACAUUCUGUAAUAAAGUAUAAAGUUUUAAUUAAGGUAUUAUGUACACUAUAUUUGCUGUACAUAAUUUGCUUUAAGGUUUAAUUGUGGAAAUGUACAUGUAAGGUUUAUGUGUACAUAGUUUGGUUUAAGAUUUGCAUACUUCUACCUAAUAAUCAUUAGAUCGUUAGGGGAAAAUUGUCAAAGAUGAUGUAGACAAGCUUAAGGAUGAUAAAUAAGCUUGUUCGCUUAAAAAUUGUAAAAUUCUUGAAAACAAUAGAAAUUUACAACUUUUUGGUUGUACAUGCUCAAUAUAUUUAUAUUGAUCCUAUGUAAAUAUAUGAUUGCGCUUGAGCAAGUGACUUCAUUUUACAGACUGAGAAACGUGGUUUCACAGCUUGACAUUUAAAAUAUUUACCAGCAUCAGUAAAGCAUUUUGUCAAAAAUGUACAUGCUUGCAUUUUGAUUUUCUCUAUAAUAAAAUCAUUGUCAUACAGAUGCAUAUUAUGUCAUCACUCGAGUUGUGCCCUUGUGAUAUAAUUCUUUUGCAUCUGAAUUCUAAACAAUGAUUUUAUUCAGUAACUAAAUCACUGUGGAUUUAUUGUUUCUUUAGGACAUUUCCUAAACUUAUAUUCUGUGGACAGAUUUUUUUUAGAUUUGACAUAAAUUUACUUCAAGUGCAAAACAUUUAAUGAUAGAUGUUUCUGUACUUAGUCUGUUGGUUCAAAACUGUGGAAUGAACUGCCGUUAGAAUGAUGCAAAAGUAAAUAAAAAAAAAUCUUAAGACACUGUAUUUUAGAGACUUCAUUGUAUUGUUUUAAAUUUUUUGAUAAUUGUUUUAUAUGCCAUAACAGCAGGACUGGUGUUAGUCUUUAAAUUUUUGUGAGUUUUUACAUGUCAUCAUUUAUAUUUUUAAGGUUUAUUAAAUUAAAUAUACAACACCAUUGAAUAUGUCAUUGCAUAGAAAUAGGCAUUUAAACAAAUUAAUCAGUUUCAGUUUCAAACAGAAGGAAAUCAGAUAUAUCAUUUUGAGACCAGUGAAUGACUGUUAAUGAUGUUAGUUACAGAAUCAAAUUGUCUAAUAAUGUUCAGUUCAUUACAACACUGAUGAAUGUAGUUCAGCAAAAUUUUGAACACGAUAUAUAUUUCUACAGGCAUGUUUGAAUGAAAAUAAUCACGGUCCUCGUAACUGUUAGUGAUUAAAUUCAUUUACAUCUGAACAAUGGUAAGUCAGACUAUUAAGCAAGCGACAGCUUGGUUUAUUGACUAUAAGAAAAUGAAAUAAUUUCUCGUCUGUAAGUGCUUUAGAAACAAAAUGAUAUAUUUCUGUUGUCCUUGUUUGACAGAAAACAUUCUAAACUUUGUUCUCUGCGAAACUUUUUGGGUGUUUGAAAUCAGUUAUAAUUGUUUGCAUUUUAAAGACUUUAAAUAUUAGUCAAGUAAAAUUGGAAAAAAGUAAUUGUUUCGAAUUAUUUCGCCCCUUCAACACAGAAGGACGUAAAUUGGAGUCACUUGAUUUCAUACAUCAUGUUGAUGAGAAGUUGUUUGUCCACAGACUGUACAUAGUAACCAGUUUGAGAUGAUUCAGUGCAUAUCAUUGUACUAAAGUGGCCUAAAAUUUAUGCAGACAUAUCACAGCAUAGUCUCUUAAUAGAGGGGCAUGCCUCCAGAUAAAUAUCGGAAUUUAUUUUUUUAAACAGAUUACAAUUAUCAGAAAUGAUAAACCAUUAUUUUUUAAGUAUAUAUCUCGAUAUGUUUGAUCUAAAGAAAAGCUACAUGCCUUAAUUUGUAUUAAUAAAUUUCAAUAGCCUUUCUGAAGUUUUUUACUUAUUCUGUUGAUUAUCUGUUGAUAAUUAGUGAUUUUUUCGAUAUAAACUUUCUAAAAUGUUCAGAAUCACUUUAAAAUUUCUUUUUGUUGCAUUUACUCACUAAUGAAAGUGUUUUCUAAAUAUCGACAAAUGUGACUUAAAUCUGGAGCCAUGCACUUUAAAAAUGUAGAUUUAAGCUCUUAUUAUCGAUUAUUAUGCCCCCCUUCGAAGAAGAGGGGUAUAUUGUUUUGCAGAUGUCGGUCGGUCGGUCUAUAAUUAUGUAGACCAAUCCGUUUCCGGAUGAUAACUCAAGAACGCUUAGGCCUAGGAUCAUGAAAGUUGAUAGAAGGUUGGUCAUCACCUGCAGAUGACCCCUAUUGAUUUUGAGAUCUGUAUGUCAAAGGUCAAGGUCACAGUGACCCUGACCAGUUAAACGGUUUCCGGAUGAUAACUCAAGAACACUUGGGCCUAGGAUCAUGAACGUUGAUAGGGAGGUUAGUCAUGACCAGCAGAUGACCCCUGUUGAUUUUGAGGUCAGUAUGUCACAGUUCAAGGUCACAGUGACCCGGAACAGUUAAAAGGUUUCCGGAUGAUAACUCAAGAUUGCUUUGGCCUAGGAUCGUGAAAGUUGAUCAUGACAGGCAGAUGACCCCAAUUGAUUUUGAGGUCAGUAGGUUAAAGGUCAAGGUCACAGUGACCAGGAAGAGUAAAACGGUUUCCGGGCGAUAACUCAAAAACGCUUGGGUCUAGGAUCAGGAAAAUUGAUAGGGAGAUUGAUCAUGUCCAGCAGAUGACCCCUAUUGAUUUUGAGGUCAUUUGGUCAAAGUUCAAGGUCAGAUUGGCCAGGAACAGUUAAACGGUUUCUGACGAUAACUUGGGAAUGCUUGUCCAAGGGUCAUGAAAGAUGAUAGAGAGGUUCAUCAUGACCAGCAGAUGAGGUCAAAGGUCAAGGUUACAGUGACCCGGAACAUUUAAACCAUUUCCAGACAAUAACUUGAGAACGCUUGGGCCUAGGGUCAUGAAACAUGAUAGGGAGGUUGGUCAUGACCUGUAGAUGGCCCCUAUAGAUUUUGAGGUCUGUCAGCUAAAGGUCAAGGUCACAUUGACCUGGAACAGUUAAACCCUUUCCGGACGAUACCUUGAGAACGUUUGGGCAAGGAUAACUAAACUUAAUAGGGAGAUUGAUCAUGACCAGCAGAUGACCCCUGCUGAUUUUGAGGUCAAUAGGUCAAAGGUCAAUGUCAAAUUGAACCAGAACAGUAGAAUUUUUGUUUACAGUGAGCAAAUAAUUUCUGUUCCUUGUGCAAUUACUGAAUGCAUCAAGGGGGGCAUUUCGUGUUCGACGAGCUCUUGUUUAAAUGGUAGCUCGAGUUUGUUUUUGAAUAUGAAAAGUUAUGUUCAUUACAUUACACAUUUAAUCCAAGGGCACCAUACAUACAGUUUUCCUUGCUCUGCAGGAAAUUUGAUUUUUAAUAAUGAUUUUUUUUAAAAUCUGGUUUCUUUGCUUUCCUUGAGCUUUUUAUGCGUCGGAAGGUUAUAAAGAAACUGUUUCAAAUGCUUCUUUAUCUAUGUGCAUAACACUUCUGCCACUUUAGCAUGUAUUUGUUACCUUAAAGUGCAGAGAUGUUGUGUAGGUUUUUUUUGGCAAUUAUGUGAUUUCAUUUUCCGAAAAUGGUAUUGGUUAAUUAUAGAAAAGUCUACAUUAUUUCAGGUUUAGUUUUAAUAAAAGUCCCAUUAAUUAAUUUGGUUGUUAAAUUCUUGUUUUAUACCUUGUGUUCAUGUAAUGCAGCUAAUUAAUAAUCUUUCUUGUUUGUUUUGUUGAUGUAUUAAUUAUCUUUACAUUCAUUAUAUACGUAUUUCUAAGUUAUCGGUCCUAUUUAUUGUGGGUUCUCCUUUUAUUGUUAUAUCUUAUUUUGUUUUAUGAUUUUAAUUUGUAAGGUAUGGUAAAUUUUCAGUUUUAUGUUUUUCCGUCCAUAAAGAAAGCUUUUGCAUUAUAAAAUUUUACCAUUUUUUUCACAUAGAAGUGUAUUAUUUGUUUAAGUGAUAUCCGUAUUUAUUUUAUUUAUUGAAUGGUAAAGGUAUACUAUAUAUUUUACAUUAACUAAAAUUAUUUUAUUAUUACAUUAUAUACUAUGCAAUAAACUAUAAAAUUUA